This is a messenger RNA of Adineta ricciae, 1362 nucleotides long. Lineage: Eukaryota; Metazoa; Rotifera; Eurotatoria; Adinetida; Adinetidae. The record is from the annotation of a GenBank genome assembly.
AUGAAGUCGAAAGAUCCAUGUCCAUCGAUCUACCAAGAUAUUUUUGCCAACCCUUACUUAAUUGAACAGAUUAUUUUAACAAUCUAUUCGUUAAUAUUCAUCAUUGGUCUUGUCGGCAAUAUUAUGACAAUAAUUAUUAUCAAAUACAACAAACACUUACACACGCCGACAAAUCUCUAUCUUCUAAACUUAGCCGUCUCGGAUCUGAUGAUUCUAUUAUGCAACUUACCGUUAGAAAUGUUAGAAAUCUACCAUCGUGAAUGGCCGUUAUCGGUCGUAUUUUGUAAACUACGAAAUAUUUGCGCGGAGUUUUUCACAUGUUCGUCGAUAUUAACUAUUCUAGCGUUUACGUGUGAACGCUAUUUUGCUAUCGUCCAUCCAAUUCAUCUGCAUCGAUUAAGUCACUUUCGUCGUGCGCAAAAUAUAAUUAUCUUUAUUUGGGUAAUAUCAUUUGGGUUCAGUCUGCCAUUUGGACUUACCUAUGAAAUCGAAAUCAAUCCAUCCAUUGUGUCGCAUAAGCCAACGAUAAUAUUACUAAUAACGAAUAAAACUGAGUUAAUUGAAGCGAAUUACGUAGAGAAGACUCUGUCGGAUAGCUGCAAAGCAUGUGUACCCAAACAAAGUCUUGCGCGAUUACUUUCAAUGACAAUCAUCAUCACAUCGUGUUGUUUUUUCUAUUUACCAAUGAUUAUCAUCGGUGCGAUUUAUCUAUUCAUUGGUCAAGCAUUACGACGUGUUGCAAAGUAUGAAGUUUACACAAGUCCUGUUGAACUUAGUACCUCAUCGCAAUCAAGUUUAUCGCAGAAAGAGCCGAUUGCACUGCAACAGCAGGGUUCACACAUGAAUUCAUAUUCGUAUUUAAAAAUGCGUGCACGCUGUCAAGCUCGUAAAGUCGUCAUUAAGACUCUCAUUGCUGUUGUUAGCGCAUUUUUUAUUUGCUAUGCUCCACUCUAUUUACAACGUUUACUUUUGGCUAUUAUUAAUUUAAAUGCCAAUGUUCUCAUCAAAUUACCAUCAUUGUCAAAUUUCAUGGCGUAUCUGUAUGUUCUAUCGGGUGUGACAUUUUAUUUUGGCUCUGUUAUCAAUCCGAUCCUUUACAAUCUCGUAUCAAAUAAAUAUCGACGAGCAUUUCGUAAUUUGAUCUAUUGUCGACUAUUGAUUAGGAAAACUUCAACGAAGAAACUUCAGCAAAAAUCACGACUGAUCAAGAACUAUCCAUAUAAUCAUCCAGUAUCUUGUCAGAAACAAUUGGUUAAGCCGCAAAUACAGUUUAAUAUUACACAAAAGACGAUUAAAAUCAACGCGCAGGCAUCACAGUCGAAUUCAUCUUCGAGAAAGAAACGCUCAGAUCUUUAUGAAUAA